CUAUAAAAAUGGAUGAUUACGAUGAUGGAGUUAUUGAAGUGCAAGUUAUCCCUCAAGAUGAUAACUGGGGAGAAACCGCCACUAUUACAGAAACGGCAACUUCAGUGUAUUCUGAUCUUGAUCAAGACCUUGAUGUUUUUGGAGAUGAAACUGAAAAACAAAGUUACACUUGCCCUAGUUCAAAGCAAGCUAUUGGCAUUAUAUUAUCUUGCAUUCUAGCAUUAUUUGCUGUUUUGUCACCAGUAGCUUUCAUUGUAUUGCCUCACUUGAUGAAAAAAAUAGAUAAUGCUACUUCUACAAUUGCCUGUGAAGGAAUGUACAUUGGUAUUAGCGUUAAGGAAAUCGUAUUGUUGGUUGGUUUAUGGGCACUGUAUGUGCGACCAACAAAGGCAUUUUUACCACGGCUCAAUAUUUUUAAAGUCGGAAUGAUGGUUUUAGUAUACAUUGUAAUCAUCUGUUUUUGGUUAUUUUUUGCAAUAAAAGUUAUUGGCGGAAAGAGGUCCAGACGUCCAGAUGAUAUAGCAAGUUUUGCAAUAUCAUUUAUGGAUUGUAUGUUGGUUUUGCAUUACUUGGCUUUAUUGCUAAUGUGGAUACGACGUGAAGAAAAGGUGUUUACCAUUUCAGUUAUCCGAAAUGUUGAUGGCAUGAGAAAAUAUUAUAACAUUGGACAGUGUUCAAUACAAAAAGCUGCUUUGUUUGUCUUAGAGCAAUAUUACAUUGAUUUCACAGAAUAUAACCCAUACAUGCCUCGCCCUACAUCUCGUACAAAAAUUAGUAACAAAUUAGCAGGGUUGAAGAUAUAUGAUUUGGAUGGAAAAGGUGAUACUGGUAACAGCCUCUCACAGCAGGCUUCAAAGGCAAUGAUAGCAGCUGCUGCAGCUGGUCGUAGGAGGGAAGGCCGAAAUGAUCGUUUUUAUGAAGAAAUGGAAUUAGACAAAAGAAUAAGGAAACGCAGGGCUAGGCUGGUAGCAUCUGCUGAAGAAGCAUUUGGUCACAUAGCAAGAUUAAACGCCUUUGAGAUGAAUAAAAAAGCCAAUGGUUCAAUGGAUCCAGAAGAGGCAGCACAAGCUAUAUUUCCAACGUUAGCAAGACCUUUGCAGAAGUACUUGCGAACCACAAAGCAGCAACUCCAUUAUCCUUUGGAAUCUAUUUUAAAACAUUUAGCACAUUGUAUCAGCUAUGAUCUAUCUUCAAAGGCGUUUAUAGAACGUUAUACUUGUGACCAACCAUGUAUUUCUUAUGUUGGUUCUGAUCAAAAUCAGGAAUGGACAUUGGUGUGUGACAUAGCACCAUCACGACAAACAAGCGAAGGUACUGUCUUUCAACUUAAGUGUGAAGACAUCUCGCUUGUAAUCGCUGUGUCAAGAAUGCCAAUAUUUCAAAUGAGUGAAGAUGCAUAUAACUCUGACUUUAAUAAGUUUAUAUUACGUCUGAAUUCUGAAACAUCAGUAUAAUGAAUGUCUUCACAUUGAUAUCAAUUCAGAUUGUACACCAAAGAUUAAGAAAGAACUAGAUCAGCCAGAGAUCAGAAAAUUCCACCUAUAAUUAUUCUUGAGACUCAACUAACACAGAACUGCAGUGCAGUGCAACAGCAAAA
Molecule: messenger RNA, 1597 nt
Organism: Hydractinia symbiolongicarpus
Lineage: Eukaryota; Metazoa; Cnidaria; Hydrozoa; Anthoathecata; Hydractiniidae
Product: vang-like protein 1
Exons: 2
Coding region: 9-1454 (481 amino acids)
Biological process (GO): Wnt signaling pathway, planar cell polarity pathway; multicellular organism development; establishment of planar polarity
Cellular component (GO): plasma membrane
Source: RefSeq, a predicted model, not a curated record